This is a messenger RNA of Aspergillus thermomutatus, 1809 nucleotides long. RefSeq lists its product as uncharacterized. The record is from RefSeq and is a predicted model, not a curated record. Gene Ontology annotation, molecular function: FAD binding. The transcript is spliced from 8 exons. The coding region runs from base 1 to 1809 and encodes 602 amino acids. Lineage: Eukaryota; Fungi; Ascomycota; Eurotiomycetes; Eurotiales; Aspergillaceae.
AUGACCGGAUCAAACAGCGUAAUCGAUGUCCUCAUCAUUGGGGCAGGUCCAUCCGGAUUAGGCGCUGCAUUAUGGCUGGCGCAAUUGGGAAUCGACUUUCGCAUCGUCGACAAACGAUCCGAUGAGCCCAGGAAAGGACAGGCAGAUGGCCUCAACCCGAGGACCAUGGAGAUUUUCAAAAGCUGGGGAAUCCACAAUCAAGUCACCAAACUCUGGGAGCCGGCGACGCAUGAAACGCUCUGGUACCGAGGGCAGGAUGAGAAGCUCACGAGGACGGAUCGGUACCCAAGUCAACCUCCUCCGGGGGUUCGGUGGACACAUGGGACGCUGCAGCAGGGGAGUGUGGAGGAGAUUAUGAAGAAGCGAAUCUUGGACAUCUCUGGGGUGGCUGUUGAAUACCAUACAUCUCUUUGUGAAUUGGAUAUCGAUACCACGAAGCUUGACACUCCAGGGGCUUACCCGUGUACCGUCCUACUUCAACAACAGCAUGGAGAGAGCAUCCAGACCGAGAGAAUCCGGGCUAGAUACGUCAUUGGAGCGGACGGAGGAAAGUCCAUGGCUAGGCAAUUGCUAGGCAUUGAGAUGCAUGGUAACAAAGGCUCGUCGAUCUGGGGCGUCAUGGACUUUGCCGGGAGUUCGGAUUUUCCCGACUUCGGAGCGACAUCCAUCAUCCGCAGUGACAUUGACGGAUCGGUGGAUUUUGUUCGCCGCGAGGAAGGGCUGGUACGGAUGUACGUUGAGCUUAAUAAGGGGCCAGAAGGAGAACACAUUCGCAGAGAGGAUAUUACCCCGGAGCUCAUUAUCCAAAAGUGCCAGUACAUGGUUCGACCAUACCAGCUAGAGGUCCGCCAUUGGGUCUGGUGGUCUGCAUUUACAGCCACCCAGCGACUGAGCAGUGCAAUGAGCAAAGGCCAGCGUGCAUUCCUGGUCGGCGAUGCUGUCCACACACACUCACCUGUCACCGGAAUGGGAAUGAACACGAGUAUCCAGUACGUGACGCCAAUCCUCAACAAGACCAACACUAACAGAGCAAGGGACUCGUACAAUCUCGCCUGGAAGCUCGCCGGCGUCAUCAAAGGACACCUGAACCCCAACGUCCUCAUAACCUACGACACCGAACGAGGACCCGUCGCUCGGCAACUGCUCCAGGCAGACCGAACAACACUUGAGUUAUUCGAUACCAAAUUCGGCCAUGAAUCUCCCUCCCUGCUGGCCCGGGCAAAUGAGUUACGGAUCUUCCUAGCGGGCCGUGGGAUCCGCUACGCCGAUACGCUCUUGACAUUGCCCUCGACGCAAGGAAUAGGCUGCUUCGAGCCCGGUGAAUGCCUCCCGGAGUUGGCGAUUACCAACCACGCCACGGGGAGAACUGUCCAUCUGCACAAUGCUCUCAAGGCUGAUGGGAGCUGGUGCAUGGUUGUCUUCGCGGGAAACGUCUCCUUAUCCAGCCAGAUGAAGCGCAUACACAAACUUGCGAAACAAUUGGAAGAAGCGCGAGAGGCUAUUUUCGGACUACUGGAUGCAUUACUCGUUCACUGUGCGCAAUGGGAUGCAGUGGAGCUCGCGAAUUUUCCUUCUAUGUUUUUCCCUUCCCAUGAAGCUACCGGCCGGGACUAUAGCAAGAUUUACAUCGACGAGGGGUCUCUAUAUGACGAGGCUGGGCUGGACCGGAAUGAUGGUGGGCUCGUCCUGGUGCGUCCGGACCGGUACAUUGGUUGGACUGGAGGGCUAGAGGAGACUGGUGAGCUGAGGAGAUAUCUCUCCCAGAUUUUCCAGACUGGAUCCAAGGAAGACCUGCAGCUUCUCCCCUGA